CGCGAGCGAUGGCGGACCCGAGCUCCUUCGCGUCCCCCGCGUGCUGCCUCACGCGGCACCUCCACCUGCGCUGCCGCGCGGACUUCAGCGCGCGGGUGCUGCGGGGCACGGCCGCCCUCACCGCGCGCGCGGAGCGCGAGGCGCUGCGCUGCCUGGUCCUGGAUACAAAAGAUGUACAGGUGUUUAAAGUGACUGUAAAUGGACAGGAUGCACAAUUUGCUUUUGGAGAAAAGCACAGUUUCAAGGGGACCCCUCUAGAAAUCACGUUUCCAAAUGAACUAAGAAGGGGACAAGAAGCAAUUGUUGAAAUCUCUUUUGAAAGCUCUCCACAGUCUUCAGCUCUCCAGUGGUUUACUCCAGAGCAAACUUCUGGAAAGAAACACCCAUUUCUCUUCAGCCAGUGCCAGGCUAUCCACUGCAGAGCCAUUUUUCCAUGCCAAGACACACCUGCUGUCAAACUAACCUACUAUGCAGAGAUUUCCGUGCCGAAGGAGCUGGUGGCUCUGAUGAGCGCCAACCGCGAUGGGGAGGCGCCCGACCCGGAGGACAGCGCGCACAAGGUUUACCGCUUCAGCCAGAACGUUCCUGUACCUUGCUACUUGUUUGCUUUAGUGGUUGGAGCCUUAGAAAGUAGAAAGAUUGGCCCAAGGACACUGGUGUGGGCUGAAAAGGAACUAGUGGAUAAAUCAGCCUAUGAAUUUUCUGAGGCUGAAGCUAUGCUGAAAACAGCAGAAGAUUUGGCAGGACCUUAUGUGUGGGGACAGUAUGAUUUGUUAGUCUUACCACCUUCUUUUCCUUAUGGUGGUAUGGAGAAUCCCUGUCUUACUUUUGUAACUCCAACGCUACUGGCAGGUGAUCGAUCUCUAUCAAACGUUAUUGCGCAUGAAAUCUCUCAUAGCUGGACAGGAAACUUGGUAACCAACAAAACAUGGGAGCAUUUUUGGCUGAAUGAGGGUCACACUGUGUACCUGGAGCGCAGGAUCGGUGGCCGGUUGUUUGGUGAGCAGUUCAGGCACUUCCAGGCCCUGGGAGGUUGGCGAGAACUGCAGAACUCGAUAAAUACUCUUGGAGAUAAAAAUCCUGUAACUAACCUUGUCAUUAACCUGGAUGAAGUAGAUCCUGAUGUUGCCUAUUCAUCUGUGCCAUAUGAGAAAGGCUUUGCUUUGCUUUUUUACCUGGAACAGCUCCUUGGAGGACCAGAUGUCUUCAUUGGCUUCUUGAAGGCUUAUGUUCAGACAUUUGCUUAUAAGAGCAUUGUAACGGAGGACUGGAAGAAGUUCUUGUACUCCUACUUCAAGGAUAAGGUAGAUAUUCUUGAUAAAGUUGACUGGAACUCGUGGUUUCAUGCUCCAGGAAUGCCACCAGUGAAGCCUACGUAUGAUACGACACUAUCAAAUGCUUGCAUUGCCUUGAGCCAAAGAUGGAUCCAAGCAAAAGAAAGUGAUUUGGGCUCAUUCAGCUCAGCAGACCUGAAGGAAAUGUCAUCUCAUCAGUUAAUUGAGUUCCUGGCACUGUUGCUUCUGGAGGAGCCUCUUCCAUUGUCACAUGUCCAACGCAUGCAGGAAGUAUAUGACUUCAAUGCUAUAAACAACUCUGAAAUAAGAUUCAGAUGGCUGCGCCUCUGUAUCAGGUCCAAGUGGGAAGCAGCUAUUCCUCUGGCUUUAAAAAUGGCAACAGAUCAGGGCAGGAUGAAGUUUACUCGACCAUUGUUCAGGGACCUUUAUGGUUUUGACAAGAGUCGGGAUCUGGCUGUCAAGACGUUUCUGGAGCAUAGGGCCUCUAUGCACCCUGUCACUUCAAUGCUCGUGGGCAAAGACUUGAAGCAGGACCAGUGACAAGUGUACUUAUUUCUUUGAGAUUUUGUGUUGCUGAAAGAAGAGACUGGUUGCCCAAACUCUUGAUAUGUGUGCUUGAUUAUACCCUAAAAUGCUCUGCUGCUUUGGUACUUCUGUAACUUAAAAUUAAUUUUCCAAAUCAAGUUCAGUACUGUUGCAGUAGAUAGCACUGCCAGCAGACUCCAACUACUCCCAGACUCUGACUGCAGGCUGCCCUUGCAGACUCUGACUGCAGCAGGCCCCAU
Molecule: messenger RNA, 2080 nt
Organism: Melozone crissalis (California towhee)
Lineage: Eukaryota; Metazoa; Chordata; Aves; Passeriformes; Passerellidae
Gene: LTA4H
Product: leukotriene A4 hydrolase
Exons: 19
Coding region: 9-1835 (608 amino acids)
Biological process (GO): peptide catabolic process; proteolysis; leukotriene biosynthetic process
Cellular component (GO): cytosol; nucleus
Molecular function (GO): epoxide hydrolase activity; leukotriene-A4 hydrolase activity; metallopeptidase activity
Source: RefSeq, a predicted model, not a curated record